Triplophysa dalaica is the source of this 7623-nucleotide messenger RNA. RefSeq lists its product as uncharacterized. The transcript is spliced from 2 exons. The coding region runs from base 999 to 6893 and encodes 1964 amino acids. The record is from RefSeq and is a predicted model, not a curated record. Gene Ontology annotation, biological process: DNA integration. Gene Ontology annotation, molecular function: nucleic acid binding; zinc ion binding. Lineage: Eukaryota; Metazoa; Chordata; Actinopteri; Cypriniformes; Nemacheilidae.
UGACAUAUUGUAAUGCUUAUUGAUAUGAUUUGUAAAGUUCAUUGAGGUUUUUUGAAACAUGGUUAAAAUACAAUGUUUAGAGAAAAUUGUUGAUUAUAAAUUGUUUAUAUUGUGUUUAAAAAUGAAAAGCUUUUCUGUAUGUAAUGUUACUUUAAUAAUGCGUAAUGCGUCACAUGACUAAGAGAGGGAGUGAAGAACUGUGGGUCAGAGAGCAAUGGAUGCGAACAGGUCGUAACACGUGCGGCUCCUUCAAAAUGUAUAAUCUCUGCAUAUGGUCCUAAAGGCGCACACGUUUUCACGGUGUCUUUCUUAGACCGUGACAUCUUCGGAUCGACACAGGAAAGAGAGAGCAAAAUAAAAGUCUAAAAGACAUCUGUAUGAUUCGUGGCCGUGAUUUAUUGGAUCAGUGCAGUUACAGUGAAAACGUACCGUCGAAGUCGACGAGAGUACAGAGUAAAGAAAGACGCCAUAAGAGAAAAGACGAUAUCGCUGGUGUAGGCGGAGCUUCGGUUUGCUGAUCGACAGAUGACCGGGAGUGUUGGUUUCUGGCAUCUUUAGAGAUAUCGCGUCUUACCAGGAGAGGGCGUGAAUUACCUGUGUUGACAACAUCGCCGCAAAUCUUCGGCAAAAUCUUCAGAGUUCAGCGUUACUGUGUGACGUUACUCAAUACCGGAAGAAGAGUGCGACCAUACAAACAUCAGGUUUGACUGUUAACUUUAAAAUUUCUGGACAUUUAAAAGGACUUUGAUAAAAGGGAAACGUUUCAUUGAAAUAUAAUUGUGUUUAUUUGAUUAUCAUUACAUUUACACUUUCUAUUAUUAUCUACAUCGUACAAUUCAACUGUUGUUAAUGUUCUUGCUCUGUUAUAUGAUCUGAGUUCUUAAAUGGUAUUUUAAGUGUUACUGGGAUUUUUCAGUUAUCACUGUCUUGGUCUCAAAGAGUAUAUAAAGUAGAGCUAAAAAAUAAUUAAACAAGAAGAAGAUAAAGUGCCAGGCACAAUGUCAAAUAAUGAAAGGUUGUUGCAAGGUGAGCAAAUGGAGACCAGUCAGACAGAGUUAGAAACAAUACAAGAAGUAGAGAAAGGUUCUACUUCUGCCCCUUCUAAAAAAGAACCAAGAAAGUCUUCAAGGGAAAGAAAACUAACUGAAAAAAUGCUGGAGCUUAAGCAGCAAGAAAUUUCUCAAAAGGAGAUUAAGUGGAUCAAGCUUUAUGAAAGUUGGAAAGAUCAAGCGAAAGAUACACGUGUCAAAAUAAAGGAUGAGUGUUCUGAGGAAGACUUAAGUAAAAUGAUGGAUGCCGUAGAAGGACUGGAGACACAAGUAAAAGAAAUGUAUGAAACCAUUCGUUCUCAAACAGCACCUUCUACCGAAAUUAGAAGGAAGAUGGAUUCCUGUACAGCAGUAACAGCAGACCUAAUGAGGCUACUGAAAGUACGUAUGUGUGAAGUCGGGUUAGAGGAAUUUGAUGCUACAGGAGAAAAUGCAAGAAUUCACAUGGUGCUGGAUAAAGAGUACGCCAACUCAAUAUUUGGAAGUACAAAAUCAAAACACACUGUCCAAAGUAGCCAUUCAAAAUGUUCGUCCGAAAACCUAAGCAUCGCAGCAAAAAGAGCAGAAUGUGCAGCACAACUCGCAGCAAAACAGGCUGAAAUUAAGAUGGAAGAAGCUAUAGCUGCACAAAAACAGGAGCUAAAGAGACUGGAAAACCAAAGAGAUCUACAAGUAAUAGCCGCAAAGCUUAAAGCAUACUCUGAAGCUGAUUCUAGUGACGAAAGUAGAACCACAGGUAGUGAAGUGGCCAAUAGUCCCAUUUAUUCUCCUAAAGAAAUGAAAAAGGAACAGACAUUCAUUAACAUUGACAAAGUGCAACCAAAUCAAUCUAACGAUGAUGGAUCAUUAGCACAAGCCUUGCAUGACGCAAUGGUUCUUACCAGACUACCAGCACCCGAACCCUCAGUCUUUACAGGCGAUCCACUUACAUUCUUAGAGUGGAGUUCAAGUUUUAAAGCUUUGAUUGAAAGACGAUGCACAAAUCCAGUUGAUAGGUUAUUCUAUCUAAAGAAAUACAUCAGUGGUGAAGCAAAAUGUGUACUGGAGGGAAGCUUUUUCCGAAAGGAUGAUAAAGCCUAUGAACAGGCAUGGGAGCUAUUGAACUCUAGAUAUGGUCAUCCCUUUGUAAUACAGCGGGCAUUUAGAGAAAAACUAAAUAACUGGCCCAAGAUUAGUUCUAGGGAGUCAGUUAAAUUGAGACAAUUUAGUGAUUUCCUGAUAUCCUGCAACAAUGCUAUGCCACACAUCAAAGGACUUCAGGUGUUAAAUGACUGUGAAGAGAAUCAGAGAAUGGUACAAAAACUCCCUGAUUGGGUAACCUCUCAAUGGAACCGUUAUGUCACAAAGCACUUAAGAGAAACGGAGGAAUACCCUAAGUUCAAUGAGUUUGCUGAAUUUGUGGCCCGUGAGGCAGAAGUGGCAUGCAACCCUGUAACUUCCUUUAAUGCCUUGAAGUCAACAGAAGAAAGGCCCAUCAGAGACGUAAAGCGCCAAAGGGCCAACGCGUUUAUAACAAAUGUAAAGGCACCUGAUAAGUUCUGUACAGUGAUGAGGUCGAACAGUGCCGGUGAAAAUCAACCAAAGGAAUCAAAUAAAGUAAAUGUCACAUCGCCAUUUUCAGAGCCAGUUCCAUGCCUGUGUUGUGGAGACAGCCACUCCAUCCACAAAUGUCAGACGUUUGCCAAUAAGCCAGUGGAAGAGAAGAAAAGGCUUAUAUUUGAUAACAAUCUCUGCUUUGGGUGUCUUAGACGAGGACAUAAUUCGAGAGAGUGUAGAAGCAAGGCAAUUUGUAGCAUUUGUAAGAAACGUCAUCCAACCCCACUUCAUGAAGAACGCUCUUCUGCUGCAGCAGACACAUCCUCUCAUGCUAUCGAAACAGAAGAAACAACUUCUUCCCUUUCUUGCUCUGUUGACAGAGGUUGUGGUGGGAGUACAUCCAUGAUAGUUCCUGUGUGGAUUUCUUCAUCUACAAAUCCAGAAAAACAGAUCCUGGUGUAUGCCUUACUGGAUACCCAAAGCAGCAACACCUUUGUAGACAAAGAAGUAUGUGAAGAGAUAGGUGCGAGUCUAGAGCCAGUUAAGUUAAAGCUUACCACAAUGAUGGGAAAAGAUUCCAUUAUUCAGAGUGAGAGAGUCAAUGGGCUUCGAGUUAAAGGGCUUCUCUCUCAAAGUCUUGUCAACUUGCCACCCGCCUAUACCAGAGAUUUCAUUCCUCUUGAACGUUCCCACAUACCUACCUCUCAGACUGCAAAAAGGUGGAAUCAUCUAAACAGUAUAGUGCAGGAAAUGCCAAAGCUGAUGGAUUGCAAAGUCGGACUGUUGAUAGGUUACGACUGCUCAAGAGCACUGGCACCACGACAAGUCAUCACAGGAGGUGAAGAUGAGCCCUAUGCCAUUAAGACAGAUUUAGGUUGGAGUAUUGUCGGUAGCUCACCAAAGGUUGCAAAGUCUACAGAAGUAAUAGGUCUGUGCCAUCGCGUACACGUCAAGGAAGUUCCACCAUUGACACCAGCCACCAUCAUCAGAGCUCUUGAAUCAGACUUCAAGGAUACCAACCCUGGAGAAAGGAGCAUGUCACAAGAUGACAUACAAUUCAUGCAACUAUUAAAUGAGAAAACAAACUACAAUGCGGAUGGUCACUUGGAAAUGCCCCUACCCUUUAGGACACGCCCACACCUGCCAGAAAAUAAGCGGUUGGCUUUGGCACGGCUGAAGCGGUUAAAAGGGAAGCUUGAGAAAAAUCCAAAGUUCAAGGAAGACUAUGUCAAAUUCAUGGGAGGUGUUUUCAAGGAUGGUGAUGCUGAGAGAGCUGAACAACAAUCUGAAACAGGAAAUGUGUGGUAUAUCCCUCACCAAGGUGUUUACCACCCUAAAAAGCCAAACAAAAUUAGGGUAGUGUUCGACUGUUCAGCCAAGUAUGAUGGCACUGCACUAAAUGAUCAUCUGCUCGUUGGACCAGAUCUUACAAAUGGACUGACUGGAGUGCUCUGCAGGUUUCGCAAAUACCCUAUAGCAGUCAUCUGUGAUGUGGAGAAGAUGUUCCACAGGUUCCAUGUAAGCCAGGAGGACAGAGAUUAUUUACGUUUCUUGUGGUGGGAGAACGGGGAUACGAAUUCUGAGCCAAAGGAAUAUCGUAUGAAAGUCCAUCUAUUUGGAGCGGCAUCCUCACCUGGCUGCGCAAAUUAUGGAAUGAAGCAUCUUGCAAACCAAAAUGAGAAAGACUAUCCUGCAGCAGCCAACUUCAUAAGGAAAAAUUUCUAUGUUGACGAUGGCCUCGUCAGUGUUGAAGAUGUGGACACUGCCAUAAACCUAGUGAGAGAAGCACAAACUGUGUGUGCCAAAGGAAGACUGCAUCUUCAUAAAUUCAUCUCCAAUAACAGAGAAGUUUUGGAGUCAAUACCUGACAAUGAACGAGCAACUGAAAUGCAUGACGUGGAUCUCAGGCAUGAUGACCUUCCAGUCCAAACUGUGUUAGGAGUGAAGUGGAGUGCAAAUAGUGACACCUUCUCAUUUAAAGUUAUUUUGGAUGAGAAACCAGCAACGAGGCGGGGAAUUCUCUCAACUAUAGCUUCUGUGUUUGACCCACUGGGCUUUCUAGCUCCUUUCCUCCUCCUGGGAAAGAAAAUACUACAGGACAUGUGCCGAAAGGGCAUUGAAUGGGAUGAACCACUGCCAGAAGAAUUAAAGCCACGAUGGGAAAGCUGGCUAAAUGAUCUAAAGAAUCUGCAGGGUCUUCAGAUUCCAAGAUGCAUCACAUCUGGAAAAAUGGAAACGACCCAGAGAAUUGAACUUCAUCAUUUUUCCGAUGCGAGUAGUCAAGGGUAUGGUCAGUGCUCAUACAUACGAUUGCUGAGUGAAGACAAAGUACACUGCUCUUUAGUCAUUGGGAAAGCAAGGGUUGCACCCACUAAAGUUGUGACAAUACCCAGGCUUGAGUUAUCAGCUGCAGUAGUUUCUUCAGCAGUCAGCAGUAUGUUAAGGGAAGAGCUAGAACUCAAAAUCGACCAAGAAUAUUUUUGGACAGACUCAAAAGUAGUCUUGGGCUAUAUCAAUAAUGAAGCUAGAAGGUUCCACGUUUUUGUAGCCAAUAGAGUUCAAAGAAUCAGAGAAACAUCAGACCCCGCACAGUGGUACUACGUUGAUAGUGACAGUAAUCCAGCAGACCAUGCCUCCAGAGGCCUCAGUGUGUCAGAGUUGAUCAGUUCAAAUUGGUUUACUGGACCCAAGUUUUUGUGGGAAAGAGAGAUUGUCACGUCGGAGUCAGAUCCAGAGCUCUUGGUGGGUGAUCCUGAAGUAAAAGUGACACAGGUACUACAAACCAAGCUAGAAAAGGAAGAACAAUUUUUGGACAGAUUCAGUCGGUUCUCAAAAUGGCAUACAGCAUUGAAAGUGGUCGCUCGAAUCCAGCAACUAGCUAAAGGAAACAAAUUCCCAAAGCCCAUAAAUGUCGAGGACUUAAAGAAAGCAGGUGUCGCGCUUAUAAAAUUGGCACAAAAGGAUGCAUUCGAAAAAGAAAUGGAAACACUAAGUCAUGGCAAACUUCCAAAUAACAAUCAAUUUUUCCAGCUUGAUCCAGUGCUGCACGAUGGCGUUCUCAGAGUAGGGGGGCGUUUAACCAAAGCUUCCUCACCUUUGGACUUGAAGCAUCCAAUAAUCCUGCCAAAGAAUGGUUCGGUGACACGUCUAAUUUUGGGUCACUGCCAUGAGAAAACUCAACACCAAGGCAGAGGGCAAACCCUUAACGAACUGAGAGCUAACGGUUACUGGAUUGUUGGUGGCAGUAAAGUUGUAGCUAACUACAUUAAGCAGUGCGUUACAUGCAGAAGAGCUCGCAGGCCAACAGAAACACAGAAGAUGGCAGACCUACCUGCUAACCGUGUUGAUCCCUCGCCACCGUUUUCCUACUGUGGCAUGGAUUGUUUCGGGCCAUUUCACACCAAGCAAGGCCGUAAAGAGUACAAGAGAUAUGGCCUCAUAUUCACCUGUCUCUCUUCUAGAGCAAUUCAUGUGGAAAUGCUGGAAGACCUUACUACUGAUGCUUUCAUAAAUGCUCUGCGGAGUUUUAUAGCAAUCCGUGGUGCUGUAAGAGAAAUCCGGUCAGAUCAAGGCACAAAUUUCAUUGGGGCAAAGAAUGAACUGACGAAGGCACUUAACGAGUUGGACAAAGAGAGACUAACUGCAUACUUAGCCCAAAAACAAUGUGACUUUACAUUCAAUGUACCUGAUGCCAGCCACAUGGGGGGUAUUUGGGAAAGGCAGAUCAGAACAAUUAGGAGUGUCUUAAAUUGGGUCCUCUCUCAAAGUGCUGGCAGAUUAGAUGAUGCUUCCUUAAGAACCUUCCUUUAUGAAGCCAUGUCUAUCAUAAAUUGCCGUCCACUCACCACUGAUACCAUUAAUGACCCAAAGAGCCUAGAGCCUCUUACCCCAAACCACUUGCUCACCAUGAAAGCUUCUGUACCGCUGCCACCACCAGGAAAAUUUGAAGCAGAAGACCUUUAUUCCAAAAAAAGGUGGCGUAGAGUCCAGUACUUGACAGAGCAAUUCUGGGGUAGAUGGAAAAGGGAGUACUUGGCAAACAUAGCACUCAGACAGCGCUGGCAUUCCGCAAAACGAAAUGUAAAAAUCGGAGAUGUUGUCAUUCUCCAAGAGGACGCACUUCCACGCAAUGGCUGGAGACUAGGAAGAGUGCUUGAUGUUCGUACAGAUGAAGAUGGAUUGGUGCGAAAGGUCACAAUUCAAUUAGGCGAUAGAAAGGCGAGUAAAGAGGGCAAAAGCAAAAACAAUAAUUUUUCUAUUCUUGAACGUCCAAUUCAUAAAUUGGUUGUGCUUGUAGAAAACAACUAAAUUUGUGUGGUAAUCUCUAAAUGCAAUAAUGCAUGGAAUUUGAAGUACUCAUUUAACAUGAACAUGGAUAAGUAAAAACACAAUUUGUUCUGAUGUUUGAUUUUGAAAAUUACUGGAUUUAUUCAAACAUUUAUUGAAGUUCAUCAUAAAUCAUAGUAAUUUGAUGGGAGUGUAAAUGUCCGAUGACAUAUUGUAAUGCUUAUUGAUAUGAUUUGUAAAGUUCAUUGAGGUUUUUUGAAACAUGGUUAAAAUACAAUGUUUAGAGAAAAUUGUUGAUUAUAAAUUGUUUAUAUUGUGUUUAAAAAUGAAAAGCUUUUCUGUAUGUAAUGUUACUUUAAUAAUGCGUAAUGCGUCACAUGACUAAGAGAGGGAGUGAAGAACUGUGGGUCAGAGAGCAAUGGAUGCGAACAGGUCGUAACACGUGCGGCUCCUUCAAAAUGUAUAAUCUCUGCAUAUGGUCCUAAAGGCGCACACGGUAUUUGUUUAUAUUUGUUGCAUGUUAUAAUUUUUAUGUUUGAGUUUAUGUGCUUUAAUGUGUGUAAUGUAACGUGUUCUGUAUUGUAACAAUGAGGCAAGUUGGACUAUUUGUUAUGGGAUUCUGUUGUAAAAGAGGUGUGUUUAAGUUGUAUAUGUCUUUUAUUUGUAGUUUUCACGGUGUCUUUCUUAGACCGUGACAUCUUCGGAUCGACACAGGAAAGAGAGAGCAAAAUAAAAGUCUAAAAGACAUCUG